UUAACCCAUUUAUUGUCUCAAACACACUGUGCGGGACACCGGUACGCAAGGGUUUCAAACCAAAAUGCCAUCCGCCGCCGCCGCUGCCGCUGCCGCUACCCCUGACGGCCACCGCCCCCACCACCACCACUCCCCGGCGUCCGGCGAUCAAUCUCAUGAGGGAUCGGAUAUCGGAAUGGAUAACGACGAUGACGACGUAGAGUACGAGGAAAUUGAGGAGGAAGUGGAAGUGGAAGAGGAGGUGGAGGAGGAGGUAGAAGUAGAAGAAGAGAUCGAAGAAGAGGAAGUAGAAGAAGAAGAAGAAGAGGUCGAAGAAGAAGAGGAGAUGGAAGAAGAGGUUGAAGAAGGAGAAGAAAUCGGCGAAGAUUUGUCCGAUUCACCAAUCGAUGAAGAUCAAAACGAUGUUAGCCAAGGUAUGGAGUCCAAGGGGCAUGAAGAGCACUUGAGAUCAGGUUCUUCUGAUCCAGAAAAAUCUGUAGUAAAUCUACCAGCAGAUAGCCUUGCAGUAGAAGGUGGUAUUGACAAUUCCAAAUUUUCUGGUGCGGGAGAGACAAGACAAAAAGGGGAAUCAACCGUCAAUGUCGAGGAUCCUAAGAGUCCGAACAUGGGGAUACAUCAGGUUGCUUCAAAGGAUGAUGGACUCCUUGAAUUUGUUGGUGACAAGAAAGAUUCUGGGGACUUUCCAAAAAUGAUAACCCCUAAGGAUGAUGAUGUGUGUAAUGAUGGGAAGGCUUCUCAGCGUGACAGUGGGAUUAUGACUGCUGAGACCACCAAACCUUUCAAUGUUUCUGAAAUUAAGCAAAUUGGCACGCAGUCUCAGGAGGAUAUAAAUCAGGGGCCAACAAGAUUUUCCAGAUUGGCUGUUCCCCAGGUAAGACCUAGAAGUUUGUCCCCAUUGGCCGGGUAUAACGACGGAAGCAAACGACCUGCAGUCAUUUGUGACUUUUUUGCUAAAGGCUGGUGCAUCAAAGGGAAUUCAUGUAGGUUCCUUCACAUAAAGGAUGAUAUAAAUAACAUUUGCCAAAAGCCCGAGGGAGAUGUAGCAACUUUGAAUGAGAAAAGUGAAUUGCAGGCUGAUGGAGGUUUGAGAGAUGGUACUGAGAGAUCAGAGUCAGCUGAUUUUCCAAAUGCAGCAGCUUCUUCAGCUGCACGUAGUUCUUCAUUUUCUUUGGAAAGGACAUCAUCAUGGGAGCAUGGAAAAAGCCCAAGGUGGCAUGGCGUCAGUGAAAAGCAUAAGAUUUUGUCUCUUCAAAGAGAGGACUUAUCUCGUGGUGUUUCUCCUGAUUCCCUGCAGUCACCUGUAUAUAAAGAUAAAGCUCGGUCAACUUCCUCUUUUAAGGAUGUUGGAAGAGAGAAUCUGACACAUAAUUGGUCCUCGGAUGAUUAUCCAAUCUCUAGGAAUAGCUGUUUUCCUGAGCAGAGAUCUCUCGCAAAUAAUUCAGUUAUAUCUUCAGAUACUUACCGAAGCACCGUGAUUCCCUCUCAUGCAACCAGUUUCGAAGAUAUGGCUGCUAGGAGAAGCCAGUUUAUGCUGCACGAUCGUAGUUCCCCUGGUUUAAGUCGUUCACCGAAUUUAAGUUUGAGCCCUUCUAUUCAAACUGCUGGCAUAUUGCCAUCACAGCAUAUCCCAGCAUGGACAAGGUCGUCCUUCUCUUUUAGUUCUUUGGGUACAGAUUCCCUUGGUGCCCCAAAGCAUUCAGACAGUGAUAGAGAAUAUCAUGCUUCUAGAUCUUCAUCUUGGCUGCAAAGCUCUUUGCGAUUUUCUGGCUCUGAAUCAGAAAAUCUUUCUGUGACCAACGUUUCUGGGGGUCCUCUGCCUAUUAGUGGACAUAGAACAAAAAUUUCUUCUAAUGAUUGGGAGCCAUCUGUUCGUUUUCGAUCAUCAUUUUUUAUUCCUCAAAGCCCAUCAUCUCCAGGAAGCCUGUAUGACCCCAUUCGUGACAGCAUCGAGCAACCUAACUUGGGAGAUGGUUUCUCAAAACUUUCUUCCACACAUGAGAAAUCCGUCACAAAUACGCAUCUGAUUAUGGAUGGUGAUCCUGCUUUGACAAGGUCCCUUGGCCCUGAAUGUGGUUCAUAUAAGCAUUCAAUAUCUGGUCAUCAUGAAGUCCAUGACAAUAUGUUGGACAAGAACUUUCAUGGAAAGAAUUUGUUUAGGACUGAAGGAGAAGCCAUGAGAAUUUCUCAUGAUGAACAGAAAAAUAAAAAUACCUUGCCCAAAGAAGAGAAGCUCUUGACUCCUGCAUAUGCCAAAGAUAUUACAGAGGCAAACAAAAUAAAUCUUGAAUCUGAUCUUAGACUUCGAAAGGAUGGCCUGAGACACAAGAAUGAAUUAAAAGUAGAUAAUGGCAGACAAAGCAAUGAAAUGGAUGUUGAUCUUAAGACAGAUUGGGAGCAGAAGGAAUCAAAAGCACUGAAACAUUUUCGUGCUGCUCUUAUAGAUUUUGUGAAAGAAUUGGUGAAACCAGCCUGGCGUGAGGGUCACCUGAGCAAGGAUGCUCACAAAGUGAUUGUUAAAAAGGCAGUUGAUAAGGUCCUUAGCACAACGCAACCUCACCAAGCACCUAAUACCGCAGAAUCAAUUCAACAGUAUCUUGAUGCAUCCCAACAAAAAAUUUCAAAGCUUGUUGAGGGAUAUGUUGUUAAGUACGGAAAAUCUUGAGCUGCCUGGCUGCUAGGUUUUCUUUUGUACAGUCUUCUUUUUAUUCUACCAACCCGAUGUCGUGGACAUUUUCUGAGGCUAUCUUCAUAACUAUCAAUAGCUAGGACUGAGUUUUGUAGGAUUGUUAUGAAUUUUAUUAUGAGAUGUUCUGCUUUGUGGAUGAUAUUUGGUUGUUCUCCUUGAUGGAUUAAGAGUAGUUGGAGGAAAGGAAAUAUUUCUUUUGAAUCA
This is a messenger RNA of Camellia sinensis, 2890 nucleotides long. RefSeq names its product Zinc finger C-x8-C-x5-C-x3-H type family protein (gene FES1). The record is from RefSeq and is a predicted model, not a curated record. Lineage: Eukaryota; Viridiplantae; Streptophyta; Magnoliopsida; Ericales; Theaceae. Gene Ontology annotation, molecular function: metal ion binding.